This is a messenger RNA of Penicillium mononematosum, 4350 nucleotides long. RefSeq names its product DNA-directed DNA polymerase alpha catalytic subunit POL1. Gene Ontology annotation, biological process: mitotic DNA replication initiation; lagging strand elongation; leading strand elongation. Gene Ontology annotation, molecular function: DNA replication origin binding; DNA-directed DNA polymerase activity; chromatin binding. Lineage: Eukaryota; Fungi; Ascomycota; Eurotiomycetes; Eurotiales; Aspergillaceae. The record is from RefSeq and is a predicted model, not a curated record. Gene Ontology annotation, cellular component: alpha DNA polymerase:primase complex. The transcript is spliced from 6 exons. The coding region runs from base 1 to 4350 and encodes 1449 amino acids.
AUGCCUACAGCUCGUGAAAGAUUGGCCGAGCUGAGGGCCCUCCGUGCCUCAGGAAAGAAACGAAUUUCCACCUACGAGGUCGAGGACCAGGGCGACAUCUACGACGAGGUUGAUGAUGACGGUUACAAAAAGGUUAUCCGGAACCGUCUUGAUCAGGAUGAUUUCGUCGUCGAUGAUAACGGUGCCGGUUACGCGGACGAUGGCCGCGAAGUUUGGAACGAACAGACUGCCGAAUAUGACAGCGACGAAAGCGACGAACUACCUACACGAGGCAAGGCUGCCAAACGAAAGAGGGAAGAGGAACAACAGCGAAAGGAGAAAAUGAACAAUGGCAUAUCCAAGUACUUCAACAAAGGGCAGGCCGCGGCUUCUGCUCCUAAGCCCAAGCCCGUUGCUACUGCCGAGGAUGAUGCAUUCAUGGCCGAUCUCCUUGGAGAGGUCGAUACCAACGUCGUAUCGAGCCACGCCCCGACACGCAACAUUGUCAAGUCAGAAGCCCGACGCAAAGUUCGCGUUCUCUCCCCGCCCUUGUCUGAGAAGCGCCGCCGCGAGAAAAUUCACGCAAAAGACGAAAAUGACAUGCCAAGCUCGCCAAUGAAGGACCAGGCACUCCAAUCUGACGAUCUUGAUGACGGCCCUCUACCGAUGCCAGACGAUGAUGAUGUCCCCAUGAGUGAUAUCUUGCCCUCAUCUCCAAUUAGCAAAGCAGUGGAGCGGAGGAACGCUGUACCGGUCAAGGCUGAAGAGCCAGAAGACGAUGAUGUUGACCUCAUGGACGUCGCAGAAGUCACUGGAGACUCUAGCCUUAAAACGAAAACAAUUAAUAUGACCGGCAGUCGGCCGCCCCCGAAGAUCAAGCAUGAAGUUGCUUCUACACCAGAAAGCUCGUCCCCAGUCAAAUCAAUGCCAGAAGUAAUGGAUGCUUCUUGGAAUGACGUGAGGAGCAAAUUGAACGUUCUCAGCAGUCCAGCCCCGGAAAUGCGAUCAUUCGGGAAGCUUCGUGCCCAAGAUGUUGUCGAAGAGGACGGCAGUCUGCGCAUAUUCUGGCUGGAUUACACGGAAGUCAACGGCAGCCUGUGUCUGUUCGGAAAAGUGAAGAACAAGCAGAAUGGAACCUACACUAGUGCAUUCGUCAAGGUUGACAAUAUCUUGCGAAAACUUUAUUUCCUUCCGCGCGAAUAUCGAUACAAGCACGGACGAGCGACUGAAGAGGAGGUUGGCAUGCAAGAUGUUUACUCAGAGGUCGACGAGAUGAUGUCAAAACUUAAGUACGCAUUCGAAAUGCCCGGAGUCCCAAAGGAGGCAGAGUAUCUCAAAUUACUCUACCCCUACGACAAGGCUGCACUGCCAAUGGAAACUAAGGGAGAGACCUUUUCGAACGUUUUCGGUACCAAUACCUCCCUAUUUGAACAGUUUGUUCUCUGGAAAAAUAUAAUGGGCCCUUGCUGGCUCAAGAUCGAUCAGGCCGACUUUGCCGCAGUAACCAACGCAUCCUGGUGCAAGUUCGAAUGCCAGACCACCAAACCAGCACUCAUCAGCCUCGUCCCAGAUUCCGAAAGCCUGGACGCCCCGCCCUUGACCUUAAUGAGCCUUUCUUUCCGUACCCAGCUCAAUGUCAAGGAGAACAAGCAGGAGAUUCUAGUAGCGAGUGCCCGAGUGUAUGAAGAUGUUUCUCUAACUGAUACCACUCCCCCAGAGAAGCUUCCCUGCAAGACAUUCACCGUCAUGCGCCCUGCUGGUGGGUCAUACCCAAUGCAUUUCGAAGCCGAAGCACGGAAACAGCGGGGAACUGUCAUUCUCGAAAGAAGCGAGCAGUUCUUGCUCAGCAGGUUCCUGGCUAUGUUUGAGAAGAUGGACCCCGAUGUGAUCAUGGGCCACCAGUUGCAGGAUGUCGACCUGGGCAUUCUACUCAGCCGGAUGCGUGAAAAGAAGACUCCUGGAUGGCAUCGUAUUGGCCGACUCAGGCGUGGAGAUUGGCCUAAGAAUUUCAACAAGGGUGGCAACUUCUUUGCGGAAAGGCAGUUGAUUGCUGGAAGAUUGAUGUGUGAUGUUGCUAACGACAUGGGCAAGUCUCUUAUGAUGAAAUGCCAGUCGUGGAGUCUGACUGAGAUGUGCCAACUCUACCUCGGCCAAGGCAAUGUACGCCAGGAAAUAGAUGUCGAAGCGGCAUUGAAGACCUGGGCGACCACCAAAGAAGGUCUCAUGAACUUUGUCAAUCAUUGUGAUACAGAUACAUACUUCGUUGCGGCAUUGGUUCUACGUCUCCAGAUGCUGCCGCUCACAAAGGUCCUGACCAAUACCGCUGGUAAUUCGUGGGCACGCACACUGAGUGGUACGCGUGCCGAGCGAAACGAGUAUAUUCUGCUACAUGAGUUCCAUCGCAACAAAUACAUCUGUCCUGACAAGUACUCGUCUCGUCUUCAGAAGGCAGAAGAGAAAAUGCAAGAUGGCGACGACGACGAAGCCGUCGACAAGAAAAAGAAGGACAAAUUCAAGGGUGGUCUUGUUUUCGAGCCCGAAAAAGGUCUUUACGACCGCUUCGUUCUUGUUAUGGACUUCAACAGUCUGUAUCCCAGUAUCAUCCAGGAAUACAACAUCUGCUUCACAACUGUGGAUCGAACAGCUACGGCUGAGAAUGAGAACGAAGAAAAAGUGCCAGAUGUCCCCUCCUCUGAGCAAGAACAAGGUGUUCUCCCUCGGCUGAUCGCGACCUUGGUUAAUCGUCGACGCGAAGUGAAGAAGUUGAUGAAAGACAAGCGUGCCACGCCCGAACAACUGGCCAUAUGGGAUACAAAACAAUUGGCCUUGAAGUUGACUGCCAAUUCCAUGUACGGAUGCUUGGGAUACACACAGAGUCGAUUCUACGCUCGACCUCUGGCAAUGCUCACCACCUUUAAGGGACGUGAGAUUCUGAGAAAUACCAAGGAAUUAGCCGAAAGCCAGCAAUUGCGAGUCAUUUAUGGUGAUACCGAUUCGGUCAUGAUCAACACGAAUAUGGAUAACAUGAGCGAUGCCAUCAAGGUUGGCGAAGAGUUCAAGAAAUCGGUCAACGAACGUUACCGACUUCUAGAAAUCGAUAUUGAUAAUAUCUUCCGUCGACUUCUACUGCACGCCAAGAAGAAGUACGCUGCCGUCAAUCUUACCGAGGUGGAUGGCAAGUACGUCGAGAAACUGGAGGUUAAGGGUCUUGACAUGAAGCGUCGUGAAUACUGUGCCCUCUCAAAGGAGGUAUCAUCGAAACUGCUCAACGAAAUCCUGUCCGGUGAAGAUCAGGAAGUCGUGCUCAACAAGAUUCACGAGUACUUGCGCGAGCUUGCGGGCAGGAUGAAGGAAUACACAAUCCCGGUGCAGAAAUACGUGAUCUACACUAAACUUUCAAAACGACCCCAGGAGUACCCUAAUAAAGAAAGCAUGCCACCGGCACAAGUUGCUCUCCGCGAAAUUGCCCGGGGGAAGACAGUUAGACCGAAUGACGUCAUCUCAUAUAUUGUGACGAACGGAGACUCAGAAACCUCGUCUCUGCCUCCUGCGAAGCGAUCAUACAGCCCACAGGAUGUGCUGAAGCCGGAUUCAGGGCUCAAGCCAGAUGUUGAGUUCUACAUUCUGAAGCAAAUCUUCCCUCCCAUUGAGCGUCUCUGUGCCCCGAUCCCUGGAACUGAUGCCGUCCGUCUCGCCGAGUGCUUGGGUCUUGAUACUCGCAAGUAUCAGAUCAAUACCUCUAGCUCCAGCGGCCAGCAAAACGCGGAGAUCACCCCGCUCGAGUCCCAGAUCCCGGACUCGGUUCGGUUUGCCAAUUCCAAGCGGCUGUCCCUAAGAUGCCGAUACUGCAAAGAACAGUCUGUGUAUGAGGGUCUAGUGACUUCAUCUCACAUGUGCACUGCUCACGGAAUCAUUUGCCCGAACCAGAGCUGCCAGAAACCCUUCUCAGUCAUGACAAUUGUCGCCCAACUGGAGAACCAGAUCCGCGAACAGACCUCGCGAUACUAUGAAGGCUGGUUGGUAUGUGACGAUUCAUCAUGUGGCAACCGCACGCGGCAAAUCAGCGUUUAUGGACACCGCUGCUUGGGCCCCCGAGGUCGUGCAGAAGGCUGUCUAGGCCGCAUGUCCUACGAGUACUCAGAGAAAGAAGUAUACAACCAGCUUCUGUACUUCGCCGGUCUCUGGGAUGUCGAGAAAGCUAAGGUCGCUGCCGAGAAGGAGACCGGAGAAAAGAAGGACAGUGUUGCCGCCCUUGCAGAGUUCAACCGCACAAGAUUCGGUACGAUCAAGGGGGUGGUGGACAGCUACCUGAAGAAGUGUGGUCGUCAGUGGGUUGAGAUGGAUGGUCUCUUCCGCUUCAUGUUACAAUAG